Protopolystoma xenopodis is the source of this 954-nucleotide messenger RNA. The record is from the annotation of a GenBank genome assembly. NCBI's taxonomy places the organism in Eukaryota, Metazoa, Platyhelminthes, Monogenea, Polystomatidea, Polystomatidae.
GUUCCUGAAGUGGAUAUCAACUUUCGCUGUCCAGUUGGCAAGUGCGUAAAAGAGACUCUGAGCCUACCUCUGGAAAACUCUUCUCGUCUACGGGCGCUCUGUCACGCCAUGCAUGAUCACCUUCGUCCAGCGGAUCUUACACGCCAUCGACUGGCCGGUAGUCUUUUUACACCACACCUUCUCCUAGCCGAGACCUUUCCGGUGCCAGCUCACUUUAUGGCUGUGACUCGAGCCUCUUGUCCUGAUAGCUCUGGAAGUUUCAGAUCUUUGACUGGUAGCUUUUCUGACUACGAUAGUGGGUGUCAACAAAAUAAUUCCCUUAAAAAUUCACAGGUUGAUCAUAAAACGGCAGAGCGACAAGGAAAAUGUCAGAACAAUCAACCAAGAGAAUUUCUGACUGGACCCGAGCUGUGGACAAAAAUGACUUUGCCCCCUGAAAGGACAUGCAAAGAGGAGGAUGUAGAUCGCACUAUCGGCCAACAGUCACUCUGCACUCGCGUUGAAGAGGCAGCUGCUUCAGAAGUUGUACAGACUCAUAGUUUCACUGUACAAGUUAAUAAUCCGAUCUUCCAAGUUCCCGCCACGAUCUCUUCUGAAAACGCGCCCAGUUUAGAUAAAAGAGUCAAACCUUCAUACGUAAUAGCGCUCCCAGUUCGUCUGCUCGCCCAUCAGGCUGGGCUACACACUGCACGUCUUGUCAUACGUGGGUACCGCUCAAACAUGACGGGGGGUUCAGUCAAUAAGGAAGCUGACUAUUGUGAUGAUGACAUCCGAGUGCACACUAUAACAUGUCUAGCAGUGACCGAAGGCUUGGCGGCCGGAAUACGUGUAACAGCCCCAUUGCACCGACCGAUUGUGCAAACCCUGCCACUAGUCAAUAGGACCCCAUUGGACUGGCCCUUGAAAGCUCAGUUCUGCCCUGCUAAUUUUGGAUUCACAGAGAAGGAGAAGUAA